CCAUUUUUCUUCUUGUUUUGAAACCCUAACUCAUCCCCCACCAUCCUCAAUUCGUCACCACCAUCCUCCAUCCUUCACCAACUAUGGUCACCAAUCUUGCUCCAAAUUCUCUCACCCACAUCUCAUAAAUCCCCUAAGUAGCAGCUCAUUGUUCCCCACUCCACCGCAGUCGCAUGUUGCCUUCAACAGCCUUUGGUUUCCCUUUUUGGCAAGCAGAUGGUAGCCCCCCUCAAGUUCUAGCUAUUUCUGCCUUUCGGGCUUCCAUUUUAGGAGGAAUCGUCUCUCUCACUCAAAAUUUUCUGGUUCUAAGUCACCACCAUCUCCUUGAAACCUUGAAUACUUGCUGUUGUAAGCCUACAAGAAGAGGUACUAAAACCAAAGACGUGGGAAAAUUGCGGGGAGUGACGAGUUAGAAGGCUAGCCAUUUGUGUUUCAGGCUUAGAUUAUCUUGGAGUUAGACUAGCCACAUAUAUAUUUGGACUUAGCUUAUUUGUAAUUAGGUUUAACUAUGAAUCGAAUUGUCAUAGACACUGAUAUGAAUUAUCAAUGUCUUGCUCCAGAAUUAAGGGCACAAGUUGAAGCAAUAACCAUCAAUUGGGAUGCAGGAAUUGACGAUGAUGAACUUGAACGAUAUCAAGCACUCAUUCAAAACCAAUUGUAUAAUCCUUAUCCCAAUACAUGUAAUUUUGAUCCAAACACGUCACGGAAUAAUGAAGAUAUAUUGGAGCCACAAUCAAGGUUUCAAGCUCAAGAAGAGGAGUCAUGUUUGGAUAAAAACUUAGAAGCUCAAUCAAGUCAUUUGCUCAACGUAGUUGCUGAAGAGAUACAAGGUGAGUUACCUAGUGCAACAAUGAAAAAUCAAGAAGAAAAGGUAAACACCUUACCCUUGGAGAUUGGAGGACAACUUGGAGAAGUAGAAAUUAUGCCUGCAGAAACUAAACAAGAGGAUGUCCCUAAGAAAGAAGAGGAAAAAGCUCAAGUGUCAUUUGAAGUGUUUAAUGGGAAGUCCCUUUUAACCAAAUCUGAUUUUAAUGAUUGUUUUGUUAUUGGUAUGGUUGAUGAUAUUUUGUAGAAAAACACUUAUGAGGAACCAUUUGAGAUUUAUCUUAUUCAAGCAAAGAACCCAAUCAAAGAAUACAUAAAUUGCUUGAAC
Rubroshorea leprosula is the source of this 1153-nucleotide messenger RNA. NCBI's taxonomy places the organism in Eukaryota, Viridiplantae, Streptophyta, Magnoliopsida, Malvales, Dipterocarpaceae. The record is from the annotation of a GenBank genome assembly.